AUGGCGAUUACACGUAUCCGUCGUGCCGCUGAUGGCGGUGUUGCGCAGGCCGUAGCUUCUGUGAAAGAACACCAGAAAUUCAAAAAAAUGUUAAUGUUCGGCAUGCGCUCACUGUCUGAUUUUUGCAAUCCUCAAUUACAAUUAUACGUGGAGAAUGCUCUAGAUGCGUUAAAUCGUGAUGUAUUGCCGAGUUUGGUAACGGCAUUAUCAAAUUUCGGUGAUGAUGAGGAUAUCAUAUUCUCAUGUAGUCAGAUUUUACAAGCUAUGGCUCGUGCUUGUGUUGAAGAAUCCGAAAAUCAAGAUUUAUCUAAAAAAUUUAUUAAAGAUGGCGGUAUCACCGCCAUUGAACUUAUACUUAAUCAGAGCCCCCAAGAAGAUGUCGUACUUGAUUACUGCUACACAGUGUUUGAGUGCUUCGGAAAACUACAACGGUUACCUGAUGGCGGUGCUGGACUUGCAGGUACUAUCUGUAAAUCAGUUAAAGGGGCACCGUCCAUGGCUCCAUCUGUCGCCAGUAGGGCACUUAUGUGUCUAUCUUCUAUUUGCGUCUCAUCUUCGGGGCCUGCUAAAAUGAAGCAACAUGACGGUGUGAUUGUCAUGUUACAGUUAUGUCUCUCGUUACCUUCUGAAAAGUCGAAGGUAGCGGUGGUUGAGAGUGCUAUGAAAUCUGCAACAUCUGUAGCUGCUGCUGGGAUGUUAGAUAAAACAUGCUUAGAUUCCGUUAUCCGUGUAAUAGAAAAAUACAAGACCUCAAAGUUGGUUGUUACUCACGGUAGUGACAUUGUCAAAUCAAUUGUCAGCACUGCAGCAUUGAAACAAAGUUUAAACGAUAUUCAAAAGUGUCAGGCAGGUUCACCGGGGCAUCAAGCUGCGGUCGACACUCUUCGUUCUUUAUCCUACAUUUCUUCUGUAGGUGAGCAAUUAGCUAAGGAUGGUGCCUUGGGCCUUAUUGUGGACUUGAUUAAGAAUGCCACAUCACAGUUGGAAACACAUCGUGAUAUUAUGGUUAGCGUGAUAUCCGGUGCCGCGCGCAUAUUAGGCGCAGUUGCCGCGAACCGGAGUUAUUGCGAGGAGGUGGUUAAAAAGGGUGGUGUAGAGAAUUUAAUAGCGGCUCUACAACCAUGCAUGACAGAUGGAGCUUGUGUUGCAAGUAUAGGUGAUGCUUUAUCCCAACUGUUACAAUCAGGACCUGAUGCUUUUAUCAAGACCGAUGCUAUUGCUAUUACAUUACCUGUUUUGUACGAAAUGGCGGAUCAGGAAAAUGUAUCCAUGUCUCUUCUUGGAUUUGUUUCUGUAGCGUCUCAACAGAGUGAGCUGCAGCCCAUAUUUUUAUCAAACAAGAUUAUCGAGAUCUUGUGUACAUGUAGUCAGUAUCAUACUGAGAACAUGGCUAUACAUAUGAGCAUUAUCCAGGUAUUGAACCGUUUUUCAAGUUAUGUAAAGGACCUCUCUGUUGUGUACGAGUAUGGUGGUUUACAGGGUAUAUCGGCAUCCUUGUCUGCCCACUACAAGGACGACAAGUACUGCCUCGAGUCCCUGAAGCUGUUACUAACAUUUGCGUGCACCCCGGAUGCGGAACAGUACAUGAAGAGUGGCGAUACUUCUAUUAUCGACACUAUAUUGGAAUUGAUGUUGGAGCAUCAGGAAAACGAUGCUAUUUCUGGUGCCGCUAUGAAGGUACUUGAACUUCUGGCUACCGAGGAUGACGUACGUCGUGCUAUGAAAGAUCUCAGCCGAUCUUUACAAACUGCAAAGGAGAAUGCGGAUGCUGCUUUCAGCAAGAUCGCAGCCGUUACAGGUCUAUCUCGUAUUGCACGGUUACGUCCUAUAAUCUUGUCAUCUGGUAUGCCUAAGGAGAUUAUGCAAUCUGUUAGCUCAUGGGUCGAGGGCUCUAACUUCAAUGGUAGGUCUAAAUUGACCAAAGCUGCUAUGCAAUCUGCCGUGAUGACUAGUGACGACGCUGCUCAGUGUGAGGCUAUGAUCUCCACUGUCUGUGAUUUGGCUUGUUUACCUCAAGUGAAGCGUGUUAUUGACCUCGAGGGUGCGGAGGACAACUUCUUGUUACACUGUGCCGGCGCUUUGUCACAAAUGUGCUCUGUUGACCGUACCUACAGCAGUGAGCAAUGUUUGACCAUCGUCGAGAGCAUUAGCCGUGUGAUGAGGAAGCACGUGGAUAUUAAGAACGCCGAGACCCAAUGCAUCGAUGCCCUCGCACAUUUCUUACAAGUUACCGGUAACGAUGGUAUGGAUGCUCUAUUGUCAACAGGUACUAUAGUUGGUGUCGUGGGCUACCUUAUAAAGAUCCCUAUGUAUUUGCCAUGCCAAAUAGUUGGUGUUGGUUUCUUGUUAACCUCUGCUAAGAUGGAUUACCGCGCUUUGGAGUGUUUGAAGCAGUGUAACACCUACCAGUUGUUACGUGCACUUAACCGUACCCACAAGAAAUCACGUAAAUUGAAGAUAUUGGUAGGCGAGUUGCUCAGUAUGAUCAUGCCUCCGGAUGCUUUCGAGGCCGAGUUGACCCAACUAUUGGCUGAUCUUGAGAAGGGUAUGGCAUCUAACGAUAUUUUGGCAGUGCAUACCGCCUUGUCAUCUAUGAACCAGCUUUUGAUUAGCAAGGAGUGUAUCCGCAUAGCCGUGCGUCUGAACGUUCCCACGGUUUUGGCCAAGACCUCCGAAUGGACUUUACGUAACAAAGCUUUGGCCGAUAAGGUACAGAUCGUUGAGCCUGAUGAUGUUUCUGGGAAGGACCUGGUUGACUCGAUUAUGUUUGAGAUAGCCCAAGCUAUAUUUAACCUGUCUCAGAACCGUGUAGGUUUGAUCGCCAUGACAAAAUUGGGUACCUGUUCCACGGCCUUGAUGGUCUAUGAGAAUGUAAAGGGUCCUGUUACCCCAAUAGUUGAGGACGGUGCCUGUGCGUCAUUAGAUGCAAUGACCCUUCUGUUCAUUCAUGACCAUGCUAACGUGGAUGCUGCUUUAAAGAGCGACGUGCUCACUAAAGUGUGUCGUGGGUUCACAUUGUUCCAAAACUGCCCUAACGUGAUCCGUAGUAUUUGCAAGUGCCUGGCCGCCAUGUGCAUUACAGAAGCGCGUGCCAAGGCCCUGGUUGAGAGCCCUGAUUUCAACAAAUUGAGUGCCACUCUCGUCAGUUUGGUUGAAAACAGUGAUGAGCAGGUAUCACUUGGUGCCGUUAAAGCUGUAGCUGAGCUCCUCAGGUGUGAGAACCGACUAUUGCUAAACCACUUCUCUAAGAAGACUAAUUUGAUAGACGCUCUAUUCAAGAACAUCGAGAUGCAUCCGGAUAAUACUAAGCUUGUUGCCCUGUCUGCCACUUGUCUUAACUAUUUCGGCAAGGAUGUACUGGCUACCCGCAAGGACAUCCCUGCAGUGUUGGCUAACAUUACCAAGGCAUUGAAUGAGAACAAGAACGUUGGUACCACAGUGUUGCCAUUAUUGAAACUUCUGGUUCAGCUUUGCGCUCCCGAGACUAAGCAAGAACUCAAGAGUUCAGGUGUUAUGGAAGUAGUGAGUGACGUGAUGAUGGUCCACAUCGAUGACGAGGCUAUAACAACAGUUGGUGGUGAGCUUUUCGGUUAUUUGGGUGCCGAGGCCCAGAUCCGUGCCCUCAUGCGCAAUGUUAUAGACGCUGUCCAGAUGCGUCAGGAUACAAUGGCACAAGAGGUAGAUUCUAUGUGUCUCCGUUUGGCUAUGUACCUGUUGUCACCACUUGAGAACCGUGCCGAUGCCCUGGCUGAUACUGAAGAGUUUUUGGCUGCUCUAAACACUUGCAUGGCAUACGCUGCUGAUAAUAAGAACCUUAUAGCGAAUGCGACGUUGGUAUCUCGUCGUUUAGGUGAUGCAGUUUUUGAUGAUUUCGAAGACCAAUUUGGUGCAUGGGCUAUAGCUAAUUCGAGUAACUUGCAACAGAUUAUAGCUAUAUUGAAUUCGGAAUAUGGUGGUAGCAAUGUUAAAUUUUUAUGCCAUGCCUACCGGGUGUUCAGCUGUUGUGCUGUUAACACUUAUGUUACCGACAUGAUGCAAGCUGAAUGUGCCACUGUGUUACCACGUACUAUGGAACUACUAGAGCGUUACCAAGGCAAUCCGGAUGUAGUCCACUCUAUCCUCGAAUUCCUAUCACAUCUUUCCAAGGCCCCUGCUACCGAAACUUCACCAGAAUAUUCAGGUAUCAAGUUGAUCCUUGACCAUUGUCAGAAACGCAAUGUUGACGCUGUCGCGCUCCUUACCGACCUGAUGGUCACCCACAAGCAAGUUGACAAUUUGGUUAUCCCAGCCAUGCAAUUGAUUGGUGACUUUGUAGCUAGUGGUUUAUACAAGAACGAGCAAUCUGUUAAGGCGGCCCUAUCUGCAGCUGAGCGUAUCUGUAUCGGUGACGUCUCGGAGCAGCGUAAGCUUGCUUAUAUGGACAUGGUAGCACGUGUGCUCGGUAGUUUGGACAACGCUGAGGCUUGUCGUGUAAUGGAGAACAUCGUCCAGAUGUUGAAUGCCGGUGUUAUUGCUCGCAAAUCCCCCGAGGUGCUCUCUGCAUAUGGGCGUAUCCUUGCUGCAGCUGCAGCAUCGGAUACCGAAGGCAAGGAUGUAAUGCGUCAUCUUAACAAAAUCGGUGCUAUCAAGAUGUUAGGCGAGCUCCUGGAGGACCGUUCUUUGAUUGACAAGGGUUCCUUGAUGUCCGUAAUCCAAUCAUUGAAAUCUAGUGUGAACUCCUGCCCACCUUGCGCGGUACUGUUACUAAAAGAAGCUUUGCCUAAACUGAUUGAUAGCGGUUCUGAUUUGUUAACAUCAGACCCUGAGUGUAGUAUGGCCUUCUGUGACCUAUUGUUGGAUGCUGUUAGUAUCGAGGGUGUUGGUCGUGUUCUUGCUGGUAUCGAACCAGUUAUGAACUUGUUACACAACUUACAGGUGAAGGCUAAGGAAACUGGUAACAAACCAUUGAACGAUGCUGUUCUCCAGAUCCUCAAAGGUAUUGCUAAUGACCAACCUAAGAUCCGCAAUUGCCAGAGUAUCUAUUUGAUGCUUGAAGAACGUAAGAGUGAGAACAAGACUCUAUCUUUACUUCAGGCAAUGGAGCUUACUGACGAUGCGAAUUUCCUAUUACAGACCAUGGCUAAAUACAACGGCAAGGUUCUAUCAUAUGAAGAAGAGGAUGGUAAAGAUUUCAUAUACGGUUCUAUGGCGUUUGACAUGCUCUUAUCUGAGAGGGAAAACAUCCAAUACCUUGUGGACAACGGUAUUUUGGAAACCUUGAUCGACGCUUUGGCUAAACAGACUCAUUUGAACAUAACUAACUCUGUGGCUACGGUGUUAUGUACCGGUUCUUUGGAGCCUAAUUUGGUCGCCAAGCUGUUAACUCGUAAAGAUUCUGUCCAGAUUAUUGGUGGUUAUUUACGUCGUGUUCACGAGGGUAAAAAUGUGAUUAUCCCUCCAACUCCAGAAGGCUCAGACAGCAUAGUUGAAGUGGUUUUGAUAAACGCGUUAUUAUUGGUCGAGCGUACCGCUGUAAACCGUCGUAUAUAUCUGAAAUCAGAUGUUAUCCAUGUAGUUGUUAGUGUCUGGAACGCUUAUGAUGAUAAGAAAUAUGUUAUGACAAGGAUACUUCGUCAAACGUUCCGUACCCUUCGUAAAAUAGUUGCUGAAGGCCAUCUCGACAUUAUGUUGAAGUGUAACAUGGUAGCUCGUAUUAAGCAGAUAUUGGCUACUUCGCAGGAUGUCAAUUUGAUCCCUGAUGCAUUAUUCUUGGUUGGUAGCAUGGCCGUGGUUAAACAGAUCAAAUCUCAAAUUUGUGAAUUAGGGCUAUUGGAUGGGAUUGUUAACUUGAUGAACCGUCAUGUUGGUAACCCCGAUUCUCCAAAUGCCAUUAUCACUAAUACCUGUCUAGCCCUUGCCAACGCAUGUAUAGGUCAUCGUCAGGCUACCGAGCGUUUCUUGCAAUUGAAGGGUCCAGAAUUGAACGUUCGUAUUUUGAGAGAUUAUGCUGAGGUACACGAGAUCACUAAUGGUGCCAGUAUCCUUCUAUGUAACAUGUUGUAUAAGAACGACAGUUUGAAAGAUGUCUAUGGUAAACUUGGUGCUCCUGAAGCUUUAGUUCGUUGUUUACGUGCUUACGCGGGUUCGAACGAGGGUUUCGCUAUGAGGUGUAUCGAAUCAAUGUUCAAGGCUAUUUCUAACCUUGCGCUCUAUGCAAGUAACGUUGCACUAUUUCUGAACGCUGGUAUCGAAAAAAGUUUCUGUGCAUGGUUAUCUGACCUUGAACCAUCAUUUUCAGAUGUACAAUUGAAAACUGGUCUUCAGACCCUUUCUAACCUUGUUAUGGACAACAAGGAAGAGAACAUGCGCAAGUUUUCCGUACUGCUGUUACCAGUACUCCAUGUAUUAUCUCAAGAGCGUUCUGAUAGCAAAGUUGCGCUAUUGCUUUUUGAUAUUUUAAGUUCACUCUGUCGUCAUCCUGAGAACACUGAGAUAUUUUUGGCCAAUGGUGGUGCAGAGAUGUGUAUCCAAACUAUGCGUCGUGUGAGUUACGAUUUGGUAACACUUACAUUGGGCAUUAACCUUUUGGCAGCGCAGACCGGUACCCCAGCAGGUGUCCAGAAGCUUUUGGAGUUGGAUGUGUUCAGUUUGUUACUUGCUAAUUUGACAUUUGAGGAGUACACUCCGGAGUUAACGGAUAUACUAAUAUCUACUUUACGUUGUUUGAGGAAAUUGGUAACUACACCAGAGAUGGUAUACCUUUUCUGCAGUCAAGAUGGGCUUGCUACCGCUAUAACAGUUUCUCGCAAGACACAGCAGUCACCCGCUAUAGUAAUAGAAUCGUUACGUCUGUUAUUGGGUAUGUUGGAGCUUACUGAGACCCACGAGGAGGGUGCUGCUCCCGCUUGGGAGAACAUUGGUAUGGAGAAGGAGGAUAUUGACACGGUUCUUGGUAUAGUGUGUGUCUGCUGUUCUAUAGAGCAGGCCCAAAAGAUGCCGCGUUUACAGAAGAUUCUGUUUAGUAUAAUGGGUUACUUCCUGUCCCAAGGUCUCGGGUCAGAAGUGUUGAUAGUGAACAAUUUCUCAUCACUAUCUUAUACGUAUUUGUCUAACUUUUCAGGAACUUUGGAUAUGAUAGUUUUGAUGACCGCGGUGCUUGAGAAUACUUUCACUGUGCCUGCUGAGGUGCGUAACAACAUGUUAUCUAAGGAGUUGAUGAAGAAAUACCGUGACGUAACUUCAGGUUUACCUAACAAGAAGCCUGAAGACAAAGCUUUCUAUAGUCGUUGUCAUAGUUUGGUAACAGCUUUGGCAUCUACCGAUAACAAGACUUUGGAAUCUACUGGCCGUUUCAAUUUCGCUUUAAGCGAAUGGAACGUCGAUCCUUACCCCCAUGGUAUCCACGACUUACCAGAGCCUGUUAAACAGACACUACGUACAGGUGGUCGUGUUAAAGGUUACAUUCGUGAUAACCCAACUCGCGUGGGUAUCCGUUGGCGUUCAAGUCAGGACUUGAACUUUUUGGAAUGGGGUCCGGAAGAGGAGGAGUUCCCAUACCGCAUUGCUAUUCGUCGUAUUCGUAACAUUGCACGUGGAUUGCGCCACCCCGUGCUAGAAGCUGCGAAUGCGAAGGAGCCUCGUAAGGUUACUAACAACACAUGUUUCUGUAUCCUUGGUUCCGCUACUGAGGACUUCCCCGAGGGGUUCACACUACCUAUAAAGUGUAAGAAUAUUAAAGAGCGCGAUGCCAUCGUGGAGCUCAUGGUCCAGUGGCGUGACGCCGCUACGUACAAUUAUUAG
Babesia sp. Xinjiang is the source of this 7779-nucleotide messenger RNA. RefSeq lists its product as uncharacterized. Lineage: Eukaryota; Apicomplexa; Aconoidasida; Piroplasmida; Babesiidae. The record is from RefSeq and is a predicted model, not a curated record. Bases 1 to 7779 code for a protein of 2592 amino acids. Gene Ontology annotation, molecular function: protein binding. The transcript has a single exon.